Ailuropoda melanoleuca (giant panda) is the source of this 5201-nucleotide messenger RNA. It is a transcript of the gene TIRAP, whose product is annotated as TIR domain containing adaptor protein. Gene Ontology annotation, cellular component: plasma membrane; cytoplasm. Gene Ontology annotation, molecular function: Toll-like receptor 4 binding; Toll-like receptor 2 binding. The record is from RefSeq and is a predicted model, not a curated record. The transcript is spliced from 4 exons. Lineage: Eukaryota; Metazoa; Chordata; Mammalia; Carnivora; Ursidae. The coding region runs from base 2401 to 3117 and encodes 238 amino acids. Gene Ontology annotation, biological process: positive regulation of chemokine (C-X-C motif) ligand 2 production; positive regulation of tumor necrosis factor production; positive regulation of canonical NF-kappaB signal transduction.
UGUCUUGGGCAACUAGAUGUAGGUCUUGCCUUCCACAGCGGUGAGGAACACCAGGGAGGUGCAGGGUGAGGGACAAAAUGCGUGGUACAGUCUGGGACAUGUUGAGGCAAGGGUGCACGUAGGACAUCAGGUAGAGCUGUGUAGCUGGGAGUUGAAUGUCCUGUGGUGACAGGACGGUCUGUGCUGUAGAGAUAUGGACACCAUAGAAGAGAAUGGCAUCACCCCACAAGGGGAGAAGAGUAGGGGACCAAGGGGGGAAGUUGGAGGGACCCCACUAACAUUUAAGGGAUGAACCAAAGGAGAGGAAGCCGAAGAGAUGGCCAGACAGGCAGGAGAAAAGCCAGGAGCGUGAGGUGUCCCAGGAACCUAGGAGUGGUCAGCCGUAUCCAUGCAUGCUCGCAGGCUGGAUCAGGACCGAGUAGGUCAGUGGGGCCCCCAGGGAGAGCGGUUCUGGGAAGAAAUGUACCUCGGUGGGGUUUGAGGUGACAGUUGUUCCAAAGGGAGAGGUGAAUGGGAGUAGAGACAGCUAGUAAAACGUUCAUUCCCCCUCAAAAGCAGCCUUUGGGGAGAAGAAGGAAACAAAAGAUGGGCCUGAUUGAUUAUCAGUGGUGUGAGGGAGGGAAGGCAGGGGAGAGGCACUGCCAGUGAGGUAACAGGAGAAGCCCCAGGGUUGGGGGUGGGGAACAGCCAGGACUGAUGAGGUGAGCAAAAGAGGAAGAGCCACCGGUGCUGAAAGACAGGAAGGAACUUGCCAGGGGCAUGGGGUAGGGACAACUCAGGCCAAACCCAACAUCCGUGAUAGCCCUGUGAGCGGGCCUCGUCAGGUGCCCAGCGUUCAGUCACCUUGCCUUCAGUAGCGACCCCUUGUCUGUGGGUCGGAAGGAAAAUGGCCUUCAUCUGGCUCCUUACCCUGAAGCUGCUUCAAGGGGACACACACUGUACUUAUUUAUUAAGAAUGCAUUCACGAGGCCUCCGUACUUCCACGGGGCUUUAUUCAAGCUCAUCGGAGAGCACUUACCAUGCCAUCUGUCUUCCCUCUCAGUCCCAGCCUCCUUCACCUUUGCCCCACACUGAGCUGUUGUCAGGCGUGGCCUCCACCUGCUCUCAGCCAGGCUCACCUAAGUGCCCUGCGCCCAAGCCGGAGGGCGAGCCCUGGCUUCAGCGACCCCGCAGUCUCGUGGGAGGGCCCACCCUGGUAGCUCAACUCCAAACACGAGAUAGUACAGGGCUGGUGAGGAAAGAGGUGGGAAGGGCAGGGUUAGGAAAGCUGUAGAAAGGAGUCUUGUGGGAAGAGGGGCGCUUGAAGAGCACAGUGGGAAAGGAGGACGCGGUGGGGGGAGAGAACCGCAGAGGUCAAGCACCCAGCUGGGAAAGCAGAGGCGUGUUGGGUAAAGGGUGAAAGAAACCCUUCCUGCACUUCCUACCUACUUCAUCUCACCUACUCCUCCCUGCAACACUGGGACCCAGAUACUGUAAUCUGGCAAUGAGUAAAGUGAACCUAGACAGGCCACAUACUUCCCCAGGGUCAGAGGGCUAGUAAGUGAUGAACUCUGCGUGCGAACCCCAGUGAUCUUACUCCAGAGCCCUUGUGUACAGCCUGAGACCACACUGCCUCCCACGAUGAGCCGCUAAUUCGCUCCGCUGGCUGGUGAGAAACGUAGGAAAUCAGAUGGGAACGGAGAUCGUGAAUCUUCCAUCAGUGCUCUUAAACUACCUGCAUCGUCCAGCAGUUUAGGUGCACAGUUGUAGGAAUGUUUCCCAAACUGGUGCGCCAUGGAACACUGGUGGGGAAGAUACUGCUAUUUCUACUAUGGUGAAACAAGUCUGGGAAAGGCUACGUGUUGUAUUCCCCUCACCCCGCCCCGUGCCUUCCAAUGCCCAUCAGUAAGUGCGCGGGAGAUAAUGCACUUGAACCCAGUACUCGGCCAGCGUCUUGCUCCUCUCACUCGUUCAGCAGCGAAGCGCGGGGUUUGGCAUCGGCUUCCAGCCCCGGCUUCAGUGGUGUGUCCCCCCCAGACUCUGCGGUGGAGAGCCGCGCUACCACCUACCACGUGGCCUUUGGACAAGUCCUUCAAUCUCCACCUUUUUUUUUUUUCUUCCCCUCCCCGCCCCCAAAAACCGCGCAUGGGGGAGGAGUAGAGGGAGCAGGAGAGAAUCUUGAGCAGGCUCCACGCAGAGUAGAGCCGCACCAGGGUCGAUCUCAGGACCCCCACAUCAUGACCUGAGCGCAAAUCAAGAGUGGGAGACUUCACCGACUGAGCCACCCAGGCGCCCUUCCACUUUUCUUAACUGUAGAAAAAGAAAAAAGGAUGGCUGUUCCAUAAGGUCAAGACUGAGUCCCCUCCCUUCUCUCACUUUACCAAUGCCUGGUCUCAUGGGGUUAGUUUUGAGCCCCAUACCAUGGCAUCAUCAUCCUCCUUCCCAGCUCCUCGCUCCCGGUCCAAGAAGCCUCUGGGCAAGAUGGCUGGUGAGUGGAAGCCGACUCCUGAUUCCACUCUUGUUCACAGCUACUGGUUCAGGCAGGUCCUGUCGAAACCCAAGAAGCUGCCGGACUCUGCAGAGAGCAGCUCCAGGGACGUUUCACAGCCGAGCUCCCAGGAUGACCCCCCACCCCUGGGCCUCAGCUCAGCCUUGUCUCCCACCUCCCCACCCACAUGCGUGGGUGAUAGCAGCAGCAGCAGCAGGGGUGGCCGCUGGAGCAAGGACUACGAUGUCUGUGUGUGCCACAGUGAGGAGGACCUGGCGGCCGCCCAGGAGCUGGUCUCCUACCUGGAGGGCAGCACUGCCAGCCUGCGCUGCUUCCUGCAGCUUCGGGAUGCGACCCCAGGCGGCGCCAUCGUGUCCGAGUUGUGCCAGGCACUGAGUAGCAGUCACUGCCGCGUGCUGCUCAUCACCCCAGGCUUCCUGCAGGACCCGUGGUGCAAGUACCAGAUGCUGCAGGCCCUGAGCGAGGCCCCUGGGGCAGAGGGCCGCACCAUCCCGCUGAUGUCGGGCCUCACCAGAGCCGCUUACCCUGCCGAGCUCCGCUUCAUGUACUUCGUGGAUGGCCGGGGCCCCGACGGCGGCUUCCGCCAAGUCAAGGAAGCUGUCAUGCGUUAUCUGCAGACCAUCAGCUGAAACUUCUUACAUCACCAUGGGACCCGGAAAGUUGGAGUGAGCUGAAAAUCGAGUGGAAGAGCCCAGGGCCUCACAGGGUCUCACAGGGCAUCACAGGGCCUUGGAUUCCAGCCGCUGUGAUGAGGUGUAAGGAACUGGAGUUUGUAGCACUUUGUAUGUAAUCCUGGGGUCAGAUUGCCCACCAGGCACCCAUUACUGUGGGCUCCUUAGGAAGGCCAUGGGGAAGCUGGGGACUCCCCCAGGAAGGUCAUGGGGAAGCUGGGGACUCCCCAGGAAGGCAUGAGGAAACUGGGGCCUCCCCAGGAAGGCCAUGGGGAAGCCAGAAAUCGUGGGUGGCAGGAGGUGCUGAUACCAAGAUGAUCACCAUUGUUUUGCCUCCUGCCUCCCUGGACACAACAAAACCUGGCACAUACCUGCAUCUUCUUGCCCUGGAACUGGGCACUGGUCUAGAGAUGCAUCCCCUCCGAAGAGGUGACUCACCCGGUUAAUGAGCUAGAAGCCUGCACUACACGCUUCAGCACGGCUGGUGUCCCCAGUAGCCUGGCAUCAGGAGAAAGCAACAGGUACCUAGCCCGUCACACACUACUGCCCUUGUCCUUCCCAGGAGCAUUGUCUGCACCGGAAGACUACAGGAAAGAUGCAUUCAGCACUGUACCGUAUUUAUUUUUAUUUCAUGUGUGUCAUGAAGACGCAAACCUAGAAACCAUUCUGAAUAGACAGGAGGGAGCAGGGAGCAGGUGGGGUGAAGAGCAGGAAGAGCUCAGCCCCUACCCUACUGCUGGGGCAGAAGCCCAGCCACCCCACCGAUGCUUUCACUCAUAGGGGCCUCAUCAAAGGUACAAGCUUCUUUACCUCUGUACCGAGAGCGGUCAGCAGUUUUCUUCUGGCAGAUGAUUAUGUACCAGGUAGGACAUAAGUCUGUUCUCGAUAAGUCUGUUGUUGAACCGAAAUGAACUUACUCCCCCGAUGGGUACUUUUGUGCCUCUUCUCUUACUUCCCCCUCCCAUGUCCCCUCCUUUCACUGGAAAAAACUUAUACAUAUAUACUUGAGAUAUAAUUAACAUAUUAACAUUAGUUUCAGGUGUUAAACACGAGCUGACAUUUAUAUAUAGUAGGAAAAAAUUUAUAAUUAUGAAUUAUUUUAUUACAUACAAAAAGACUAAAUAUAAUGUUCACUCAUGUACCUUCCACCCAGCUUAAGCAGCAAAACCUUAAAAUCCCUAUGGUGCCCCCUUUGUGCCCUUAAUCACCUUCUCCUCCCUUCUCCCAUUAGAAGUAAUCACCAUUCUGAAUUUUGAAUUUAUCAGUUAGCUUUCCACUUACACAUCCCUGACAGGUUUACCUUUAUAUGGUUUUGUACUGUAUGUAAACGGUAUUACAAUGUUUGUAUUCUACAAAUUCUUUUUGUUGAACACAGGUAAGAUUGAUCCAUGUGGAUGCGUGUAAUGCCAGGAAAUUCACUUUCAUUUCAGUAUGUAAAUAUACCACAAACGGACAUUUGGAUGUUUCCCAUUUGUUGCUAUCAAAAUCAAUGAGCUUAUGAACAUUUUUGUACAUGUUUCCAUGAGUGAGAUUUUCUAGGAUGGGGAACAGCUGGGUAGUAAAUACACAUCUUCAGUUUGGGUAGAAAUCUACCCAAACUGGUAAUGUCAGUUUAUGUUCCUACCAUUUGUGUAUAAGAUUUCCCACUUUUUCAUGUUCUUACUAAACAUGUAGAAUCAUCAGUAUGUAAAAUGUUUGUUGAUCUGGUGGGUGAAAACUGGUAUCCUAUUGCCAUAAUAUUCUUUUUCUCUUUUUUAUGAGAAGUUCUAUGUAUUUCAUACACUAAAGGGAAAGUGAAAAAUCUGAUGAAUCCCCAUAUACCCAUCACCCAGCUUCAACAGUUACCAACUCAGGGCUAAGCUCAUAUCAACAAUAACUCCAAUUCCCUCCCCACCAGAUCCCUUUGAGGCAAAUCCCAGGCAUUAUUUUAUUCUUCUGUAUUAAAACUAUGUAUGUUUUUAGGAGUUUUCAAAAAAAAAUGUAUCUUAAAGAACAGAAAGUUUUAUUUUUUUAAUAUAAAAAACGUUUACCUAUUACUGUAA